This is a messenger RNA of Pectinophora gossypiella (pink bollworm), 2905 nucleotides long. It is a transcript of the gene cts, whose product is annotated as putative metabolite transport protein HI_1104. Gene Ontology annotation, molecular function: transmembrane transporter activity. The record is from RefSeq and is a predicted model, not a curated record. Bases 274 to 1845 code for a protein of 523 amino acids. Gene Ontology annotation, cellular component: membrane. NCBI's taxonomy places the organism in Eukaryota, Metazoa, Arthropoda, Insecta, Lepidoptera, Gelechiidae. Gene Ontology annotation, biological process: transmembrane transport. The transcript is spliced from 11 exons.
UCUCAGCGAGGCGCACGCGCCAUUGUUCCUGCUCCAACCUAAUAAUUUAAAAAAUAAAUUAGAGGUUGGCAACAGAACAUUAUUAAAUGAAAUUUAAAAAGUAAAAGGAUUUCGAAUUCGAUUAUAAAAAUAUUUAAAAAAUUAAGUCGAAGCGACUGUGCUCGGAUUUGAAUUGCGCGCGCGAAUUUUGGCGGGAAACUAGAAUUCGUGGUGUUGCAAGUUGAAAUAAAUAAUUUGUGUUUCAAGUGUGUGUGCAGCUAAAAGAUCGUAAACAUGUUUCACGGAGGUAUCUGGGUGAAGCUACGCGCGUACUACAAGUGGUACGUCCUGGGGCUGGUCUCCGUCGGGUACAUCCUGGGGGAGCUCGGGCACUACCUCAUUGGCACAACAUCGAAGGUGACAGCGGAGGACCUGCAUUAUGGAGACAAAGCGUGCCAGCUAAACGCCACACACCUGUCGCUGGCACAGCUGCCUGUCAUCUGCGAGAAGGUCAACUCUAGUGAAAUAUGUGAGACUCUUGAGCUGAACGGGACUCGGUACUGCGAGUGGGGCUAUAAUGGUCUGGGCAUAGACUACCAGGUGCUGGCGGGGCCUGCCUUCAUGGCCGUCUUCACCGUCGUCGGGGUCAUCCUAGGAGUCGUCGCUGAUAAGUACAACAGAGCGCGUAUCCUCUCAGUAUGCACCCUCGUCUUUGUAAUCGCCAUCUUGCUCAUGGGAACAGUCAAAGAAUACUGGCACCUGGUCCUCCUUCGUAUGGUGAUGGCUGCGGGCGAAUCCGGGUGCAACCCGCUAGCUACCGGGAUAUUAACUGAUUUGUUCCCUGAGCACCAGCGCGCGUUAGUGCUGUCAAUCUUCAACUGGGGUAUCUAUGGAGGCUAUGGCAUUGCCUUCCCUGUCGGGAGGUAUAUUCCGGAUUUGAACGCGUGGGGAUUGAGCUGGCGCCUGUGCUACUACGGCGCGGGAAUUAUCGGGUUGGUGAUUUCUCUGCUUACCUUCCUGACACUCCGCGAGCCUGAAAGGACCACCAUCGGGGAAGAACAGUCAGGUGCGGCCAACAACAAAAACGGCGACGCAAGAGUGGAAUCCGGCAAGAAGAUGCCUCAACUGACCAUCUGGCAGGUCAUCAUACAGCCGCGGAUACUGCUGCUGUGUGUCGCCGCCUCCAUCAGACAUUGUGGUGGCAUGUGCUUCGCGUACAACGCGGACCUGUACUACCGCGAUUACUUCCCCGACGUGGACCUCGGCUGGUGGCUGUUCGCCGUCACCGUGGGCAUCGGCUCCGUCGGCGUCGUCGUCGGCGGGGUCAUCUCUGACAAAUUCGUCGCAAAAAUGGGCAUAAGGUCUCGAGUGCUGGUUCUCGCCCUAUCGCAGCUGGUGGCUACUCUUCCCGCCUUCGGAUCCGUCAUUUUCGGCCCCCUGUGGGCUAUGAUCACACUCGCCAUUUCCUAUUUCUUCGCGGAGAUGUGGUUCGGCAUCGUAUUCGCUAUCCUCGUCGAGAUUGUGCCUCUCUCGGUGCGAUCCACUACCGUUGGCGUGUUCCUGUUUGUCAUGAACAAUGUCGGCGGCAACCUACCUAUCCUGGUCGACCCUGUAUCCAAAAUCAUCGGGUACAGAGAAGCCAUUAUGAUCUUCUACGCUGGUUUCUACGGCAUUAGCAGUAUACUUUUCUUCCUCACGAUGUUCCUAAUGGACGGCCCAGUGGAGAAGGCUCCAGAAACCGACGUGCCAGAGCCCCACGUCAAACCUAGUGGCUUAGACAACCGCGCGUUUACCCACGACGAACUUCCCGUUAGAACCGGCAGAAGCUUACCUAGCACUCCUCAAGACGCCAACAGCAGGCUAUAAAUACCACUUAGGCUGUAUAGAAUAAACCAGUGCGUGCAUUAUGCAUUUGGUUAAAAAUAAAAACUUUCAAAUUUGACCAAUCACAAACGUUUAUCCUGAGCAAAGCCUGUGAUUGGUUGAACUGUAAAUAUGGCGGGAAAGAAAGAGUUAAAAUAAUUAAAAUGGCUGUUGACGAAGUGUAGUUUAAUAAAAAUAGAUUAAGGCUAAUCUUUCUGUAGUAACACGGAAACAUUGCCGUGAUCGCUCUUUAGCAAUUAAAAAUAAACUACUUAAUUACCUACUCGAAUAACUUUGCAUUAGUUGAUGAUAUUUUCUUUCCUAUAUUAGUGUUUUAAAAUUGCUAAAAUCCAGCCAGAGGUUUUACAUUAAUUUGUUAAAUAAAAAUUAAUACUUUAUAGGUAUCCCUUGCCAAGACUAUAAUUAUAUAAAAUAGUAAAUUGUGCGUGUUACCUAUUUACACACACACUAAACCUAUUGCUAUAAUAAUGGUAACUUUCCUACGUUCAUAUUUUCUCUUAACUUAGAGACUAAGUACAUCAUCAGCUGUAGGAAUACUGUAAAACACUUAUAUAUGUAUUAAGUAGACGUAAGAUGUUUAUGUAGAGAUGUAUUUACCUACCUACCGUUUAUAUUUAUUAAUUUUGAUAAUUUGGUUAGUAAAGAAACCAGCAGGCAAUAGCAGAAUCGAUUUCAUAAGUAAUUACAAAUAAUUUUCAAAACAAUAUAUAACAAACUGAGAUAUUAUCAAUAUUUAUUUUGUUAAAGUAAAAAUGAGGAUGGGAGUCAAUUUUGGCAGACUCAUAGUGAACGGAAGACAGGAUAGAAAACUUUUAAAUAGUAACCAAUAUUGUCAACGGAUUAUUUUUCGUAUUUAAAAAAAUCAUACACAUUUUGAUAUUACUAUGUGUUCAUUUGUGUUAGAAUUGAUAAUAAGAAAGCUCAGAAUAAGGUUUAAUGUAAAAUAUGGUCGAAAUGAAGCAGUUACUUUUGUGAUAAUGAAGAUUUUGUAAAUAUUUAUUUUUAGUAUAAGAAAUCUUUGUAAAUAAAAUGUUUAAUGUUU